ACACCCUCCCCCCACCCGUAUGUGCGUUCUUGGCUGAGCGUGCGCAAUGCGACGAGAACACGUUGACCACGUAGCUAGCGUUAGCUGCAGCGAAGCGUCAGGGUUCGCGAAGAAAAAAAACAAACAGCUCUAAUAAGAAAAACAGAAACGGCCACCAAACUGUUGUAACGGGCCGUUGAAAAUGGCGAGGUACCUGAGGCCUCCUAAUACCUCUCUCUUCGUCAGAAACAUCGCCGACGAGUCCAGAAUGGUAAAGAUACUGUUCUGGAGACCCCACACCAAAGAAAGUUGAAAGGCGGUUGUAGAGUAGAUUCAAGCCAAAGACACCCAGGCGACAAGCAAUAGUGGAAUUGGGAAAAUAAAGAGAGAGCAAAAGCAUGAAGAUACAAAGAGGAGAAAAGAGAGCACCCAGGCUUCCAUUUGUCUACCAAAGGGAGGAAAAGCAAAGUGUUUAUUGGGCAAAGACAAGCAGGAAACCUCAAGUUCUUCUGCCAAGACAAUAAAGAUCAAGCUGAAGGUCAAAGGUCAAGCAUGUUAAAGGUAACAAGCCAAACUUUUUAUGUCCGGGAUGCAGAAGAUGCUCUUCACAACCUGGAUCGUAAAUGGGUUUGUGGACGUCAGAUCGAGAUCCAGUUUGCCCAGGGAGACCGCAAGACCCCUAACCAGAUGAAGGCCAAGGAGCGCCAUUCCCCUCGCAGUUUCUCCCGCUAUGAUGAUGAUCGUGAUGGCCGCCGCAGACGGUCCCGGAGCCGCAGCUAUGAUCGUCGCAGGUCCCGGAGCCCCUCCUAUGAACGCCGUCCUCGGAGGUCUGAGAGCCCUCGAGAUUCUCGGUCCUACAGUCGACAUAGACGGAGCAGAAGCCACGAAAAUGACAAGUACAGAGGUCCUCCUCGUGAUCACCACAGAACACACCAUGAACCAGGCUCACGUAGCCGCUCCGCGUCCCACUCGCCCUCACCCUCCAGAUCCAGGCCAAAAGGCAAAAAGAGCCAGUCAAGGUCCCACAGCCCAGCUGAAGAGUUCCACCCAACCUCCAGCUCCCAGAAACAGUCUGUGGGACGAUCUCAAUCCCGCUCCUACUCUAGAUCCAUGUCCCGUUCGCGUUCUCGCUCUAGGUCCUGGGCUGGACGCAAGUCCGGAGGUCACUGACUGGUCUUCCAAAGCCCUGUAUUUAUCAGUCCCUGAGGAUGUUUCUGUUCAGCUUUCAACUUAUAACCAGAGCGUUAUGCUCUAUAUUUGCAUUUGUUUUUCAUCACAUUAUGGAAGAAUCUGUUGCCAAAGCAAAGAGCAGUCGCAGGAGCUGAGAUAAUUUUUCAAGCACAGUGAAGGUUUUUAGUUCUGAAGUGAUCCAUGAGAACACAGUUGAUCCCUGGAAAGUUUUGCCAGAGUUUUUCUGGACUUGUGAUGUGGGUUGUUGAAGGUGGAGAUAAUAUGGUUUGGCUUUGCCAAUAAUUUUUUUUACUUUAAGUUAGCAAUAUUUACAGUCAUACAUUUGUUGAUAUGAUGCCUGUCGCAGUUUGGUGUUCUGUAAACACGGAUAAAAAUAAAAUCGAAUUCCAGGCCAGUAUUACCAAUAUCUACCAAGUGCCACGACCUUACAUGCCUGGUUUCAGGGGCACUUAUACAGCGGGCAAACUGUAUACUGUGGUAGCAGUUUCUGUAGUUACUAUGGCAAUGGAUGAUGAAUGGAAUACAGUCAGUUGCUACCCAAUACUUUGUCCUGUAUUUUACGUUAAAGUAUGUAUGUUGUCCUUUUAAUGGUUUUACUUGGUAUGCUUUAUCAAUAAAGAUAUAAAUUC
Molecule: messenger RNA, 1799 nt
Organism: Xiphias gladius (swordfish)
Lineage: Eukaryota; Metazoa; Chordata; Actinopteri; Istiophoriformes; Xiphiidae
Gene: srsf10a
Product: serine and arginine rich splicing factor 10a
Exons: 6
Coding region: 532-1149 (205 amino acids)
Molecular function (GO): RNA binding
Source: RefSeq, a predicted model, not a curated record